UAUUUUGAUUUUUUUUAAAAAAAUGAAAGUUUUAAUUUUUAAGAACAAAUAAAUAUAUAUUAAUCCCUUAAUUUGCAUUUUGAAUCAACGAAGUUAAAUUAUAUCUCCAGAAAUUAAUUUGAAUUCUUAUGAUAGCCCAAAAUAAUGAAUGAAAGAAAUCUUCGAGAUGGAAGCAAGGAUGCCCAUACGGAACCAACUCAAACAUUCUUUUAAUUAGACUAAGAUGUUGACCGGUGUGGUUGAUUUGUGACAGCGCGAUUAUUAUAAAAUUUAGAUAGUAAAAACAUGUAUACACAUUUUCCUGGUGCACAUAAAAAUUUAAAAAUCUGAUUAAUCAAGAAAGCUAAAAUGCUUUCAAUGAUCAACAAGCUAUUAGAUUGGUUUAGGAGUUUAUUUUGGAAGGAAGAAAUGGAACUAACCUUAGUUGGCCUUCAAUAUUCAGGGAAAACCACAUUUGUCAACGUUAUUGCUUCUGGACAAUUUACUGAAGAUAUGAUUCCAACUGUUGGAUUUAAUAUGAGGAAAAUUACUAAAGGAAAUGUGACUAUAAAAAUUUGGGACAUUGGUGGUCAACCAAGAUUUAGGAGUAUGUGGGAGAGAUAUUGUAGAGGAGUUAAUGCUAUAGUCUAUAUGGUGGAUGCAGCUGAUCAUGAAAAAAUCCAAGCAUCUGCAAAUGAGUUGCAUAAUCUUCUAAAUAAACCACAAUUACAAAAUAUUCCAGUAUUGGUUUUAGGAAACAAAAAGGAUUUGCCUAAUUCUUAUGAUGAAAAGACCUUAAUUGAAAAAUUAAAUUUAUCAGCUAUUCAAGAUCGCGAAAUAUGUUGUUAUUCAAUAUCUUGCAAAGAAAAAGAAAAUAUAGACAUAACAUUGCAAUGGUUAAUCAAGCACUCACGGAAUAAUUGCUAAAGACAAAUUUACAAAAAAAUCGUUAUAUAGUAUUUAUUUGAUGAUAUCUCUAUUAUAUUUUUUAUAUCGCUUGUGUAACUGAGGCAAAGUUAUAUCUAAUUUUUUUAAUACCUGAUUUUAUUAGAGGACUUACCCCGUUUAUAUAUUUAUAACAAAAUGUUUAAUUUUCUAGUUUUUUUUUGCUAUAGGUUGGCUAAAUAUUAAAAUUGGAACCUAAAAGUUUAAAAAUGAUAUAUCAAGUAAAUUUCUUCUUUUUUUUUUAAUUUCAUGACUUUUGAGAAUAACAAUAGAUAAGAAUGUAAAUUAUAUUGUUUUUUUUUAAUUUCAAUAAAUAUGAAUCAAGCUGUAUAUAUUUUAUAAAGAGAAUUUUAUACCGGUCAAUACUUAGAUUGGUAAUUCAUUUAUUUAGACAUGUAUGAAUAUAAAUUAGCUGGUACCACACCAUUUUUUGGUAUCCCGUAUUAAUAACUUACAUUAUAAUAUAAAAAUUUUAAAGAAAAAAAAAAUCAGAGUUUCACAAAUGUAUUUUAAAAAAUUGAUAUAGAGAUAUCACCAGUUAAUUUGUAUUCAACGACCCUUUAAAAUGUACUUUAAUGAAUUAAUCAUCAGUCUAUAAAAUAUUAUAUGUCAUUAACUUACUACUGGUCUAUAUCUCAUCCAUAUUAUUAAUUAUUUUAUAAUAAUUUUAUUAUCAAUUUGUAUUUAUAAACAAGUAAAAUAUAAUUUAUUUUUACACAAUAUAAUAAUUAUUCAAAUAA
Messenger RNA from Gordionus sp. m RMFG-2023, 1664 nucleotides. Its product is annotated as ADP-ribosylation factor-like protein 8B. The coding region runs from base 349 to 906 and encodes 185 amino acids. Gene Ontology annotation, biological process: protein transport; anterograde axonal transport. Gene Ontology annotation, molecular function: GTP binding; GTPase activity. Lineage: Eukaryota; Metazoa; Nematomorpha; Gordioida; Chordodea; Parachordodidae. Gene Ontology annotation, cellular component: lysosomal membrane. The transcript is spliced from 8 exons. The record is from RefSeq and is a predicted model, not a curated record.